GAAUUCAAGCCCUGGUGACCUUUCUCCCCCUGAAUUGUCAGGAGCGAUGAUGGGCUGCAUGAAGACGGAGCGCUUCUCUUCCAGGGUGAUUUUGAUCAUGGCCAUUUCCAAAGCAUUUGAAUUGCAAUUAGUUGCUGGGUUGGACCGCCGUGAACACACACGUCCGUCACAGGGAGACCUGGCCUUCCGGCGUGAUGGCCUUCGGUCCCAGGAGGAGCCAGCUCUCCGUCAUCGGCCUUUCCACUUUGUGCCACCCCUGAGAAUCCAGGACAGUAAGGAGCUCAACAAAACCUGCUGCCUGAACGGGGGGACCUGCAUGCUGGGGUCCUUUUGUGCCUGCCCCCCCUCCUUCUACGGACGGAACUGUGAGCACGACAGGCGCAAAGAGAGCUGUGGGUCUGUGCCCCAUGACACCUGGCUGCCCCGGAAGUGUUCCAUGUGCAAAUGCUGGCACGGCCAGCUGCGCUGCUUCCCUCAGACAUUCCUGCCGGGCUGUGAUGGCCAAGUGAUGGAUGAGCACCUCGAGGCUUCCAGCACUCCAGAAUUGACACCAUCUGCAUGCUCCACCCUUCUGCUGGCUGGCACCUGCCUUGCUAUAGGGAGUUAAUAGCCAUCAACAUUUGCGUGCGACAUUUGUCAUGCAGAUUUUGUGACCUGUGAAGCUGUGGCUCCAAGGUCCCGAGAGAUGAUCACUUGUUAGUUGCCUUGAAGUAGUGAUAGAUUUCCACAGUGGUCCCUGACACUCCUCACAGUGCGAGCACACCUCCGAGAUGCUGCUGGUUUGAUUCCAGACC
Phyllostomus discolor (pale spear-nosed bat) is the source of this 794-nucleotide messenger RNA. It is a transcript of the gene CRIPTO, whose product is annotated as teratocarcinoma-derived growth factor 1. The transcript has 6 exons. The record is from RefSeq and is a predicted model, not a curated record. Lineage: Eukaryota; Metazoa; Chordata; Mammalia; Chiroptera; Phyllostomidae. Gene Ontology annotation, molecular function: growth factor activity. The coding region runs from base 47 to 607 and encodes 186 amino acids.